UGGUGUUGACCUUAUUACAAGUGCUGUACAAGAUUAGAUUCUACGACGAUGGCGGGUGCUAAGUAUGUCUACCAGAUUGGAAAAACUAACCCGGUGCUUCUUAUCAGCAGUCUAAAGAACCAUUUCACCUGUCAUACACGGAAAUCCACCGUCUGCACAAUUUUAAGAGGGAUAACAACAACUCCGUUUCCAGAAUUCCAAGGAGACCCUCAGCUAAAAUCACAUGCAGAUUUGUAUAAUGCAAGUUUGCAGAAUCCAGACCAUUUUUGGGGUACACUUGCAAAAUCUAGGUUACAAUGGUUUCAGACAUUUAACCAGAUCAAAGACUGUGAUAUAAAUCAGGGGCACAUACGAUGGUUUAUGGAUGGGAAAUUAAAUGCGUCUGUUAACUGUGUAGACAGGUAUGCCGAGAAGAAUGGAGAUGCUAUAGCCUUGAUCUGGGAAAAAGAUGAGCCUGGUACGGAGGAAUUUGUCAGUUACAGGCAGCUGUCACAAAUGGUUAACAAGAUGGCGAAUUUACUCAAGAGUUCUGGUGUGGGUCGCGGCGACCGUGUAGCCAUCUACCUCCCUACCUCACCAAUAGCUGUGGCAGCCAUGAUGGCGUGUGCCAGGAUUGGAGCCAUCCACAGUGUGGUAUUUGCGGGGUUUAGUGCCGAGGCUCUGGCUGGCAGGAUUGUUGAUGCUGAUGCUGAGACUGUGAUAACUGCUGAUGAGGGAGUGAGAGGGGGGAAGACCAUUCCCCUCAAACAGACAGUAGACGCGGCUGUGGCCCAAUGUCCCUGUGUUAAACGUGUGUUUGUUUAUCAGAGGACUGGAAACCCUGUCCCGAUGACCAAGCUGGAUAUCCCUUUAGAUAAGGAAAUGGAGAGACAGUCAGAUGUGUGUGAACCAGAAGAAAUGGGAAGCGAGGACCUACUCUUUAUGUUGUAUACCUCAGGGUCAACAGGGAAGCCUAAAGGGAUCGCCCAUUCUACGGCAGGAUAUCUCCUGUACGCUGGUAUCACACAGAAGAACCCGGCCCAAACUUGGUUUUUUAAAAGGUCUACUAGGGGGCGGGCCCCCCGUAGGGGGUUUUUCCAGAUCCGGGGGGAAAAGGUUUAUGUGAUCAAUGUUAGUGGACACAGAAUAGGCACGGCAGAGGUUGAGGAUGCCAUGGAUAACCAUUCACAAGUGGCUGAGACAGCAGUGGUGGGCUACCCUCAUGAUAUCAAAGGAGAAGGUAUCUAUGCCUUUGUGGUGCCCAUGGAAAACGUUUCCCCAGAGGAUGCUGAUACUCUCAAGGCUGAACUUAAUUUAAUGGUCAAGACUAGCAUAGGUAGCUUUGCUCAGCCAGACAAGAUUCUGUUUACACCAGGAUUACCCAAGACAAGAUCUGGAAAAAUAAUGAGAAGAAUUUUGCGUAAGGUUGCAGACAACAAACCAGAUGAACUUGGUGAUAUUUCCACCUUGGUGGAUCCAUCAGUUGUGGAGAUCCUGGUACAGAGACAUAGUCAGGAGUUCCAGGUCUGAUGUUCACCCCAGGCGGCUGUAACCUAGCCGAGCGAUUACCACACAGUAUCCAAAAUAACAACACAAUCAGAAAGUACAUAUUUACAAUUUCUAUUAUACAGUUUAAUUACAAGCAAUGUACAAUCUAUUUACAUGGGUUAUUUUUACUAUUUAUCUAUUUUACAAAACCUUGCUUACAAAUCACUCAAUCAUCCCCUUCCGUGAUACACUCACCAAGUAGAAACACACACAAUCAUAGGUACUAAUAUAUAUAUAUAAACUAAACCCUAAAGUCUUUGUAGCAACACAGCGUAGAUGAUAUCCUUGUCCAUACACAAUUGGUAAAAGUCUCCGGGUUUGAUGAAUAUUUAUGAUACUUGAACCGCCGGUUGCCUCGUUGGGUCUGCUACUUCCCACGCUGAUGGCGUCAGUCCAGUAUUACUAAGGCCCGAUACGACCCAUCCGGGUCUCCAUAUGAUGUUUCUACACCAAAAUGCAGCCGCUACUCUGGCUACCCUUGAGUACACUUGUAUCCGUGUUCUCUACCUCCCACAAUCAUCAUGUACUAUUUGUGGUACACAACUUGGUUGUCAACAGUACAGUCUAUGGAUCCCAUUACAAUGGUGCCACCCGGCUUCCAUACACUUUACUGCUGGACAGCAUGUCCACUCACGUGAAGCUACAAAAUACCAAAUUAAACCCUAAACUUGAUAUUCAUAUGUUUACAGUAAAUAAUAUUAAAUUUAAACACGCUUAAAACCACUUUUCGACAAACAUACUGAUAUAAACGACUACAUACACAUUCAGAAAGAGAAUAAUAGAUAUGAACUUACCGUGACUGUAAUUUCAUGCUUCUUCCAAGAAUAUAGGCAUAAGUAUCACUAUACUACAACUGCCAAGUUUCCAUUAUCGAGCCGGGUGGAUUACUGACUACCGCAGCCCAAAACACCCAGCCGUACAAUAGCGCAACUUAUGUGUUGUAUAUCUCACGUACUCAGCUAACAUACUUACCUACCAUAUAAAGAUCAUUCGGUGAAACAAAGUUGGAUUGUGACAGCAGCUGACAGACAAGCACUGCUGUUUGUCUCAUGCAUAUAAUUCCAAUACAUUCAUGGAGAACAAUGGUUUCUAAACCAACACUAGUGGUUUUAUAUAGACUUUGUUUAACUGUAGUGUUCAGCCAUAGGAGUAGAAUUUGAGAGAGUUGUGUAAUUAUUAAAGUACACCUUGUUUGAUAGGUAGUUGUAACGCAUUGCUAACUAGCUAUUGUUAAUGAUUGGUUAAUACUGUAAUUUAAUGCUAGAUUGGGAGGGGAGAAGCUUACCACAUGUUCUGUUUGCCAGAAGCUUAAAUUACCACAUGUUCUGUGGGCCAGAAGCUUAAUUACCACAUCUUCUGUGGGCCAAAAGCUUACCAAAUAUUCUUUGGGCCAGAAACUUACCAAAUAUUCUUUGGGUCAGAAGCUUAUAUAUAUAAUUACCACAUGUUCUGUGGGCUAGAAGCUUACCACAUGUUCUGUGGGCCAGAAGCUUACCACAUGUUCUGUGGGCCAGAAGCUUAAUUACCACAUGUUCUGUGGGCCAGAAGCUUACCACAUGUUCUGUGGGCCAGAAGCUUACCACAAGUUCUGUGGGCCAGAAUCUGAACUAAUUCCACUUGGAUUGCAUUUAAUCAAGGCCAAUUUUUUAUAUACUUAUUUAGGUACAUUAUGUCAGGGGAAUGAUUGCUGAGAGGCUGUGUCUGAUUUUGUUUUAGACUGCAAGACAUUUUAUAUUGAUGUUUUUGUUGGAAACAUGUAUAAAAUGCUUUAACAUUUAAAUUUUGUAUGUGUGUGAUAUUUAAAAGGCACUUUAUCAUUUUGGUUGUGGUGUUAUUCAGGGUGUGUACUUGCAAGCUUCAUUUUUCAUCAUUCUGGAAGACUUUGUUUUUACCUAUUUUAGUUAUCAUGCCUGAUUUUGAGUGGAAUUUCAUACAUCUUGAAUAGAAUAAUCAGUUGAAAUGACGGUAUUUUUAUGUUAUGUUUUAUAUAGAACAGGAUUGAUCACAGUAUUUUGAACUGUUCUGUCAAAUAGGGCGUUGUAGGUAUAUAUUAAACAUUUUUAGUUUUUUAUGUGAUUAUUACCCAUGAACUGCAUGAGAGAUCCAGGUUAGGUUGUUGUUUGAUAAGCUGAGUAUACAAUAAUCUUUUUCAGAGUUGUUAAUUAUGUAGAAUUAUAUGUCCCAUUGACCAAAUAUGAUAAAUUCCAAACAUCAUUUGUCAAAUCUGAAUGUGUCAUAUAGCCAUAACCUCAUAAAGGGAGAGAGAAGUUUUAACGUAGAGGCCUCUGUUGGCAUCUUUGUUAGCAGUACCUGUUUUAAGUGUUAACACAUGCUACAUAAAAUGAAGUUUUAUUCUGAAGGCUGCUGUGUUUUUUAGUUAUUUAAGCACUUUAGACCGAUUUCUUUGUUUAUUGUAUAUUCCAUUACAUAUAAAUUACAAGGGAUUGAACAACAGAUAAAGCCUUUGUAAGACCUUGAUUGGACAACAGAUAAAGCCUUUGUAAGACCUUGAUUGGACAACAAGUAAAGCCUUUGUAAGACCUUGAUUUCUUACAUACAUUUUACAUAUACCUGUUACAUGUUAUCUCUGUUUUGAAUUGUAUAUAUGUUAGCAGGGUUUGUGAAUUACCUUAUUAUCAUUGUUACUGUGUGUGUUUUUUAGUGCUGAGAAUUUUUCCAUGGCAGUUUGAUAAAGGAUAAAUGAAUGUAUUUGCAAUAUGGAACUAUUCGCUUAAUAAUUUACCUGUAAAAUCCAAAAAAUUGUACUUUUGAUUGAUAUUAACAUAUUGUGAUAAAAUACCAUUGUGAAAUUGACUUUUACAUGUACAUAUUUAUUUUAGGUGAUGUGAUAACACCUGAUACAGCGACACACCAACUAUAUUUUUGUAGAAUCAGAUCUAUCAAAACCAACUGCCCAGCUUCAACAUUAGCAUUAUCAUCACUCAUCAGACACUCAUUGUUCAUGUUAAAUACUGUAGGGCAUGUUGAAAUACGUUUUCCAUUGUAAACCAAUCCAUGUUACUCAUUGACAGCUUUUAGAUGUUUUUCAACCCCAGCAGUUUCUAUAGACAGCUUGGCUGAGGUUUUAUAAAACAGUGUUGUGUCAAUACUGAUGAAGAUGCAGCACAGAUAUUAGACAUGUGUUUUCCUAGUGAUAAGACCUAUCCAUUGGUACUGGUACUACUUUUCCAGACCUGCUGACCUUUGACCUAUUUUUAAAAAAUCUCAACUCUCCACAGUACAUUAAUCUACAGAUAGGGUUUUCAUAUUUGACCUGUUUGUUCCUUGUCACAAGUCCUCUCUUUUGGUACUACAUUUGUAAACCUGCUGACCUUGACAGUGACCUUUGACCUACUAUUAAAUUCUGAAUUCCAACCCACUUAACAAGCUAUGCUGUCAUCUGACAACUUUUGUUACAGAUAAUGAUUUGCUUCUACAUACCACUGGGAAUGAAAAUAUAUUAUGGUAAUUUCUACUAAAUAAACAUUGCAAUAUUUUUAUAGACGCUGCCCUAGUCAUGAAUGAAAUGUGUGAUACAAAUAACUGUAAUUAUUAUGCAAGAAAUGAUAUUUGUUUUUACUAACAUGACUCAUAAUUAUUUUAAUGAAAUUGAUUCAUAGAACCAGUUAAUGGUAAACUCAUUGAGAAUUUUAUAUUUUUGUAAUUCUAGGUUUUUUGUCUAAAUUGUGUUUGAGUGACAGUGAUGAUAUCAUUAUCUGUGUAGUCCAUUUAUUCAUUCAUUAAUACUCAACAUUGUACAUAUAUACAUGUUCAUGAAAUUAUUUCCAAGUGCUGUGACUGCCUUAUUUACACAUGUAUCUGAUAAACAGAAUAAAGUGCUACAUAUAUACCA
Molecule: messenger RNA, 5380 nt
Organism: Pecten maximus
Lineage: Eukaryota; Metazoa; Mollusca; Bivalvia; Pectinida; Pectinidae
Product: acetyl-coenzyme A synthetase 2-like, mitochondrial
Exons: 9
Coding region: 49-1509 (486 amino acids)
Biological process (GO): acetyl-CoA biosynthetic process
Cellular component (GO): mitochondrion
Molecular function (GO): acetyl-CoA synthetase activity
Source: RefSeq, a predicted model, not a curated record